Symbiodinium necroappetens is the source of this 1953-nucleotide messenger RNA. Lineage: Eukaryota; Dinophyceae; Suessiales; Symbiodiniaceae. The record is from the annotation of a GenBank genome assembly.
GAUGGGCCAUCAUUUCUGCUCGAUUUAUCCUUUUGGGUGGCAUUGGCUGCCCAGGUCACGUUCUUCUUUGCUGCCGAAAUGGCUGGCGAAUCUACAGGGCAACUGCUGGACUUGAUGGCCUUCGUAUCAUACUUCUUCCAAGUCGUCUUCAUUUCGCUGCCGGGAUUUGUGCAGAACCAGCCGGCGCAGACAUAUCGGUUCUUGCUGCAACUGGCCGGGACAUUGUUCCUAUUCGAUGUGCAGCGCGCUGCAAUUCUGGCUUUCUCCACCUAUACUGUGCCCCUCCUCCUGGCAGCGGCGUCCGGAACGAGCACGGAGCUGUUUCUGAAUACCAUUUGGGCAGAUGUUUUGCUGACGCUGGGCCUUCUGUUGCUGCUCAACACGAUCAGCGGUGCCCUCCCGCUGAACUCCGAGCCUCUUGUGGCCGACCCUUCGCUGCGUGACGAGCUGGCAAUGGCCGAAGCCCGCAGAAGUAUCAUGUCUGUCAUGACGGAUGGAGAAAUGGUCUUGAAGGAUGACAAGAUUAUGCAAGCUGGGCAGCGUACCCGCCAUUACCUUGGGGGCCUCCUUGGAAAGAAGGAGGUGGAAGUGGGGGGCCUUCUGCUGCAGGAUGUUCUGCACCCUACGGAGGUACGUCAUGUUCCAUCGAUCUGCCCCAGCCUGAAAGAUAGCAGCAGUCCGGCCUCGAGUUUUCAUGUUCGGCUUCGGGAUGACCGCCAAGCUCAGCUCUACACCUGUGCCUUUCAAGCCGGCGACUCUGACGUGCUAUGGCUUGCCUGUAUACGCGAUGACGGGUCAGAGGUGACAGGAGCACCCCUGGCAAGUUCUCCUCAACCGGGUCUAGCAGAAGCCAUGUCAGACUUGGGCGACUCGCGCCCUCCUUCCGAGCCUUCGGCAUCAGGCGCAUUCACAUUGGCGAGCCAACGGCAAGAGCUGGCCCUCCCAGAGCUUGAGAGCAUCGGCUUCACAUUGGACAUCUAUGCCGAGGAGCUGACGAUGUUGCAGGUAAAACUCAACUUCAACAUUUCUGACCUUGCGCACAUCGAUACAGGUCGCUUGCCCACCAUGAAGAGAUGGCUGGUCCAGAAAUCUGUGGACGGCUUCCGUGAGUGGUUGAUUGAUCAAGUGCAAGCAGACCUGGCCGGAGCGCCGACAGUGAAGUUUCCCGGCUCCUUCGAGCUCCAUUGCCCGGGCAGCAACGGUGGCACGCUGCGCGCCGCUGGGAUUUUGUUGAAGGUCUUCAGGUUACCCAGGGCACUCCCAAGGCCAUUCAUGAUCAACGCCACAGAAUAUGGGAUUCUUACGUUCAAAGUCAAGGCGAUUAUAGACGACGCACAUGCUGUCGCUGCACUCGGCGGUUCGGCACCCUGUCAGUCUCGACUAAUUAUCGAGUUCUUCCAAAGGCGCGCGCCGGCCGCGUCCGUCGGGGACACCGAAGACACCCUGGCACUGCGAACCCACUCCCACCACGGUCUCGUGAGUCUCGUGCGCACGAUGGUUACGAUUCAACACGACUCGGCUCAUCGGAGCGUUUCUUCCUGCAAGUGUGCCGUUUCCGCCUCCCGAAGUUGUGCCGCUCCCACAGCAGCACAGUUCGUGUUUCCAAGAUCCUCCAGCUGCUCCAUGCAGGGCGUGCGCUCCUAUGUGUUUUGUUUCAGUGUUUUGGGUCCAGGCUGGCAUAACCAUUGUUUCGUCGUCGAGAUGUGCUUUUGCAAUUUAUGCCGUCGCGGUCGUUGCUGUUACUGUUUUAGCGUUCUUGUUGAUGGCGCAUGCACGGCACAGUCCAGACGGAUGUGCAGAGUGUUGUCAAGUUUGUAUACUGGCAUCACCUUAGCGGACAUGCGGGCUGCCCGCAGUUUUCGUCUGGAUGAUGAUCACAGCUUUGGUCCUGCGGUGUUGCUUGCCACAUUGAGGUUUCCAGCGCCACUUUCUGGCAUGUCGAGUAGCGGCUAG